AGUUAACCGCCACAGUUGGCUUGUUGAUGUUACGGGACCAUUAACUUCGACGUGAGACUGUAUAUUAAACAAGGACACUUAUUAUUCGACGGGUCCGAAUAUGCUUGUGUUGGGAAAUGUUUUCUCCUAGCUUACUUUCAACAGUCUUUUCUCAAAUAGAAUCUUUAGUCUAUUUUCGAAAUAAGAAGAAUCACAAAACAAACCAAUCUGAGAUUAAUCAGAUAAUCAAACUUCAUACAUUAGAAACAGAACGUCACUUUGUACGUUGUUUAUUCUCUUUAGUUGAUUAUUUAAAUGAGAAUAAAUCACAAAAAGACAUUCAUCAGGCUCAAUAUUUAAGUCAAGAACUUACUAAAUUACUGACAAAGUCAAAUUUCGUAUCACUCAUUUGUUAUUCUAUAGAAAAUCCUCUACCAACACACAAGGUAAGCUGA
This is a messenger RNA of Schistosoma turkestanicum, 434 nucleotides long. The record is from the annotation of a GenBank genome assembly. NCBI's taxonomy places the organism in Eukaryota, Metazoa, Platyhelminthes, Trematoda, Strigeidida, Schistosomatidae.